AUGUAUAUAUUUGAUCAAAUUAGAAGUAGUAACCAUGGUGGAGGUUUAGGUUGCACUUUUAUUGAUUGCGAAUAUUUACAAGAAAUUCGUUCUGGAAACUCUUCAAUGUGGAUUUUUAAAUGCAAAAUGUGUUCUAUCAAAAUUAAAAUAAAUUCCAAAAAAAAUUGUGAUUACAUACCCAUAAAUCAAGCGGCUACUAAUGCAAGCAUUGGAGUUGGAAUAGGGUAUUCACAGUUAAAAGAAUUUUCUGCUAUUUUGGAUAUUCCUGCAUUUUGUAGUAAUACAUAUGAGGCGCAUUUCUCCAACAUCAACAGAGUUAUUGAAGAGUCUGCUUGGGAACAAAUGAAACUUGCUGGUAUUGAAGAAAAGCGACUAGCAAUAGAAGCUGGAGAUAUUGACUUGGAUGGCAUUCCUAUGAGUCCAGUAGUUACAGAUGGUCAAUGGGGAAAACGCAGUUAUAAAACAAAAUACGAUGCGUUAUCGGGAGCAGCAACGAUUAUAGGGUUUCGCACAAAUAAAACUUUAUUCGUGGGGAUAAGAAAUCGUAACUGCUGUAUGUGUGAAAGAUCAAACACUUUGAAAAUAAAGGCUAAAGAGCACAAUUGUUUUUUAAACUGGCGUAAAAGUGUGACUGCGAUGGAAUCAGACGGUAUAGCGGAAGGGUUUACCAAAAGUCUCGAAAUGCAUGGAUUAAAAUACAACAGAUUAAUUGGAGAUGGUGAUAGCAGCGUAAUCAAGCGCCUAAAUGAAAUAGUACCGUAUGGACCUCACAGACUUGUAAAAAAAAUUUAA
This is a messenger RNA of Macrosiphum euphorbiae (potato aphid), 792 nucleotides long. The record is from the annotation of a GenBank genome assembly. NCBI's taxonomy places the organism in Eukaryota, Metazoa, Arthropoda, Insecta, Hemiptera, Aphididae.